Messenger RNA from Aaosphaeria arxii CBS 175.79, 702 nucleotides. RefSeq lists its product as uncharacterized. Bases 82 to 540 code for a protein of 152 amino acids. The record is from RefSeq and is a predicted model, not a curated record. The transcript has 3 exons. NCBI's taxonomy places the organism in Eukaryota, Fungi, Ascomycota, Dothideomycetes, Pleosporales.
GAGUGAAGUUUCGUCUGGUACAAUUGACUUGACCACAUAUCUAUCGCCUUUUCGGUUUUUGUUAUCUCACACCUUCGGAAAAUGAGCCUUCCACCUCUGGCACAGAGUGCUGAUAAAGCAACUCUAUUCGCAAGACUGGGGUUGACGGACCAUAUCCAUAAAAUGAUGUUGCAAGAGGCGGCAGAAGCAAGAGACCGUCUCAGUAAAGAUUCGGGCAACUUGACGGAUCAAUCGCGAGCAAAUCCUUAUGUCCAGCAACCGUACAAAUGGGAUGAGUUGUCAGAGACGGCAAAACACAGAGAGAUCUUGAGGAUUGCCUUGGAAGCCAGCCCCCAAACCAGACCGUACUUUGACAAGGGCCGCUUUUUCACCUCAGUUGGGGAAGAGAAUUGGGCAACUCGUUGGUACCUCUGGCACAGUUUCCGGUACAGGGACAAUCGCGACAAUCGCGGCAGGGGAGUCGCUGGUAGGCCCAGUCAUGGGUACAGAGGAAAUUUGAGUACCCCUAUGUAUUGGGACCCCGUCCGACACGACCAAUAGCUCGCAAUGACAGAACAACGUCGAUCGCUACCGAACGCAUGAAAUAUUGAUCAUGCUAUUCCACCUUUUACAUGUAGAUGUCUCCUCAAGUAUCCGGUAUCCUUCAAGACGGCGAGCAAACGUAGAUGAUAACUGCUUCGCUGGAACCACCAUCAAGCUGCC